Molecule: messenger RNA, 317 nt
Organism: Gamsiella multidivaricata
Lineage: Eukaryota; Fungi; Mortierellomycota; Mortierellomycetes; Mortierellales; Mortierellaceae
Exons: 1
Coding region: 82-252 (56 amino acids)
Biological process (GO): mRNA processing
Cellular component (GO): nucleus
Molecular function (GO): phosphoprotein phosphatase activity
Source: RefSeq, a predicted model, not a curated record
CCCCAUCUUCCGCUGGAAACCCUGACAAACAACCGAGCAGAUCUCAUUCAACGAGGCGAGUCGUACAAUAACCCGGUGCGUAUGGUCAAGGAUAACUACGAGGAAGCCAUGGUCGGUGGAUGGAUGAUUCUAAAUCCGGCCAAGAAUAUCGAGCAAAGCAAGGACCUUGCUCACGAGGUUCAGCCGAUCCCGGAUAGGUUUCAGCAGCGCUAUCCGAGAAUAUCUGUCCUGCAUUCCGUCUCGUUUUUCUGAUGCACUCGUCUUUUUCUACCCUUUAGAUUUUUUUUCUUCUAACAUUAAUAAACUCAUCAGAUAUC